Molecule: messenger RNA, 471 nt
Organism: Sphenostylis stenocarpa
Lineage: Eukaryota; Viridiplantae; Streptophyta; Magnoliopsida; Fabales; Fabaceae
Source: the annotation of a GenBank genome assembly
AUGCAGAUUGUUGGCUUUACAGUUGGGGUGAUUCCCCCUAUACGUAAAUUGAUGAUUGGCAGAGGUGCUCCACUUUAUGUGAUUGAAGACUCUGUUACCAUGUUGGGUGAUGCAGCCAUCCCAGUUAUAACUCUUAUAAUGGGAGCAAACCUCCUUAAAGGCUUGAAGGGAGCAAAUACUUCGUUUUGGACAAUUGUUGGAAUAGUAGUUGUUCGAUACAUUAUCCUGCCAAUUCUGGGUGUUCUAGUUAUCACAGGAGCAAUUCAAUUGGGUUUGGUGCAACCAGAUCCCUUAUAUCAGUUUGUGCUUCUUCUUGAAUAUGCACUUCCUCCAGCAAUGUCUAUAAGCACCAUUGCCCAGUUGUUUGGAGCUGGUGAAGGUGAAUGUUCUGUUAUCAUGCUGUGGACGUAUGUUUUGGCGUCAGUUGCAGUCACUUUAUGGUCAACCUACUUCAUGUGGCUUGUGGCUUAA